This is a messenger RNA of Saimiri boliviensis boliviensis (Bolivian squirrel monkey), 2447 nucleotides long. NCBI's taxonomy places the organism in Eukaryota, Metazoa, Chordata, Mammalia, Primates, Cebidae. The record is from RefSeq and is a predicted model, not a curated record.
AAAAAAAAAAAAACCCUCACACUCCCACACUCCCAGGAGGCCAGCCAACACACCUGUUGGAACUUUGCACAAAGGGUAUCUUCUCUCUUCAAGCUUGAACUGCAGCUCAGUAACAAGUGGGCUACAGACACCAGGGGCUUGCCCAUGGAAGCCCCAAGGCCUAGAGAACUGCCAGAGAUUUGAUGGCUGUCACUCUCCACCUGCAGCCUCAGUCCAGGGUCUGCCAGGCACCAAGAGCUCACACUUUGCCCCUCACAAGCAUCAUCUCAUUGUUUAGAGUGGGGGCUUCAGCACCAGACAAAUGCGGGUUUGUAUCUAACUCAACCACAUGCUGGUCAGAGUCAGCUUCUCUCAGCAGACCUGUGACUCCUGUUCCAAAUGGAUGCGGAACCAUGAUGUGUUACGACUCGCAACCCGCCAGAACCCCACAGCAAAGUCCACUAGAGUAAGCAUGCCCUCACCAGUCAGAACAUCCUGGACACUGAGCAGCCUUUUCUGAGAGCCUGGUGCCUUUGAUAGCCCUGGGAGACUCCUCUAAUCCCAACCACCAGGUUGUCACUAUAGAACUAAUUAAACCAUCUGUCCUCGGUAUCCACAACUCAACAUUAGAAUGGGAGAUGGUUCAGGGAGCCAAUUAGAGGCCAGGCAUUGGGAGGUGGUAGAGGUGAGAGCCUGACACCUGUGCUCUUGUCUGAUAAGUCCAGGCCUGCGUUAGGGCACCUUGGCCUAAAGAGCCUGUCUUGACUGGAUCAUGAGAGGGGACUGAGUCUACACAGCUGGCCUGGCCUCAGGCCUGGAGCUUUAGCUCAAGGACAAGAACACCCAUAAAGCCAGGCCCAGCUCCCAACCUCACAUCUGCCACGAUGUUGCUGCUCAGCCUGACUCUAAGCCUGGUUCUCCUCAGCUCCUCCUGGGGUGAGUGGGCCAGGACCAGCCCUAACUCAGCCCUGGGGGCAACUCAGCUCCCAGCAACAGCCCAGGGAAGGGGCCAAGCUGGCUGGAAGGGAUGCAGGUAGACAGAGUGAGCAAAGGAAACAGGAUGUGCCAGGGCAGGGGAGCAUGAACAGGCCUGCAAGGAUGGGAGGGGGCAAGAGUAGGGUGGGCAUGGUUUAGGAAGCUGAGACAGGAAGACCUGUCCAUGUCUUUUAGAAAGAACCCUCUGGCUGGAAGAAUGUUGAUCUGUUCAGGUCUGGAGAGGUCAAAGAGACCAGGGGUAGAGAUGGGAAACAAUGGGACUAGGCUGGAGCAAGAGCGGGGAGAAUGGCGGAACUGGGGGACUGGUUGGAUGGGGAAACCAAGAUAGCUGUGGGGCCCGAAAGUACUUGCAUGUACCCUGCUGGGGAAGGGGUAGUGCUGUACCCUCUCUACAAACCUCUCCAGGGUGCACAGCCUGGGGCACCCAGGAGAAGGAGGUGGGGAAAGGCAGGCUGAGGCCUGGGAAGCAGGUCCUUACCAGCCCAAUGGUCAGGCUGCGGUGUUCCUGCCAUCAAACCGGCACUGAGUUUCAGCCAGAGGAUUGUCAACGGGGAGAAUGCAGUGCCGGGCUCCUGGCCCUGGCAGGUGUCCCUGCAGCCCUGACCCCAGGACAGCAGCGGCUUCCACUUCUGCGGUGGUUCUCUCAUCAGCCAGUCUUGGGUGGUCACUGCUGCCCACUGCAAUGUCAGGUGAGCGCCCUCACUCCACCUACCCCACCCCUCACCUCUUCCUGCCUCCUCCCCUGGCUGUCCCCCUCCUGGUCUGCCCUCCCUGCAGCUGCCUAACCCCACCUCCUGGCAGCCCUGGCCGUCACUUUGUUGUCCUGGGCGAGUAUGACCGAUCAUCCAACGCAGAGCCCCUGCAGGUUCUGUCCAUCUCUCGGGCCAUUACACACCCUGGCUGGAACCCCAAUACCAUGAACAAUGACGUGACACUGCUGAAGCUCGUCUCGCCAGCCCAGUACACAACACGUAUCUCACCAGUUUGCCUGGCAUCCUCGAACGAGGCUCUAACUGAAGGCCUCACAUGUGUCACCACCGGCUGGGGUCGCCUCAGUGGUGUGGGCAAUGUGACACCAGCCCGUCUGCAGCAGGUGGCUUUGCCCUUGGUCACUGUGAAUCAGUGCCAGCAGUACUGGGGCUCACGUAUCACUGACUCUAUGAUCUGUGCAGGUGGCGCAGGUGCCUCCUCGUGCCAGGGUGACUCUGGAGGCCCUCUUGUCUGCCAGAAGGGAAACACGUGGGUGCUUAUUGGUAUCGUCUCCUGGGGCACCAACGACUGCAAUGUGCGCGCACCUGCUAUGUACACCCGAGUUAGCAAGUUCAGCGCCUGGAUCAACCAGGUCAUAGCCUACAACUGAGCCCACCACGGGCCCCUCCCCAGCUCCACCCAUUAAAGACUCGGGCCCUGUCCCAUCAUGCAUUUUUGUCUGUCUUUCUGGCUCAGAAUAAAGGAGAGGCUGUUGAGGGUCU